Microthlaspi erraticum is the source of this 264-nucleotide messenger RNA. NCBI's taxonomy places the organism in Eukaryota, Viridiplantae, Streptophyta, Magnoliopsida, Brassicales, Brassicaceae. The record is from the annotation of a GenBank genome assembly.
AUGAACUUGUUUGAGUUGGAGGAAAUCAGAAUGAAUGCCUAUGAGAACUCCAUGAUCUAUAAGAUGAGAACAAAGGCAGCCCAUGACAAACUGAUUCGCCUUAAAGACUUCAAGGUUGGGGACAGUGUGCUCUUGUAUAACUCCAAGCUAAGGUUGUUUCCCGGGAAGCUAAGGUCAAAGUGGGCGGGACCAUUCAAGAUUCACGAAGUUUUGCCCUAUGGAUCCCUCACUUACUCAAUCAAGAGGGGAAGGAAUUCACAGUGA